AUGGCUUUUCGUUAUUCAUUUCAACAAAGUUUAAUUCGUUUACGUCAUAAUAAUGCACAUUUUCUUCGUUCAUUAGCAACAAAUACGACAAAAUCUUCUACAACACAGAAUCAAGGACAAACAGGUUCUCAACAAACUAGUAGUACAAGUUCAUCGAACAAAACAAAAUCUAUUAAAGGCCUUGGCCGUGAUGUAGUCUUUAUUGAUGGUGUUCGAACACCAUUUUUACAAAGUUUCACAUCCUAUAAAGAUUUAAUGGGUUAUCAUUUAGCUCGACAUGCUCUUCUUGGUCUUGUUAAACGAACAAAUAUUGAUAAAUCAUUACCAGAAUAUUGCAUUAUGGGUACAGUUAUUCAAGAAGUUAAAACAUCAAAUAUUGCUCGAGAAGCUUUACUUAGUGCUGGAUUUCCGGAUAAAAUUCCUGCACAUACAGUUACAAUGGCUUGUAUAUCGUCAAAUGCUGCUAUUGCUUCAGCGGCAAAUAAUAUAGCUACUGGUCAAAAUGAUGCUGUAAUUGCGGGUGGUGUUGAUUUUAUGUCUGAUGUUCCUAUACGUUAUCCACGUUCAAUGAGAAAAUUAUUAUUAAAUUUAAAUCGAACUAAAUCAACACCACAACGUUUGGGAUUAAUUACAAAAAUGUUAUCAUUAAAAAAUUUCGUACCUGAAGCUCCAGCUAUUGCUGAAUUUUCUACUGGUGAAAUUAUGGGUCAAUCAGCUGAUCGUUUAGCUGCUGCAUUUGAUGUAUCACGUCAAGAACAAGAUGAAUAUGCUCAACGUUCACAUAAAUUGGCACAGGAAGCAACAGAAAAAGGAUAUCUUGAUGAUAUUGUACCAAUGCAUAUUCCAGGUGCAGCAGAUGUUGUUAGUCGUGAUAAUGGUAUUCGUAUAUCAACUUUAGAACAAAUGAGUAAAUUAAAACCAGCUUUUAUUAAACCGCAUGGAACAAUAACAGCGGCUAGUUCAUCAUUUAUUACUGAUGGCGCAUCAGCAUCAUUAAUUACAUCUGUUGAUAAAGCUAAAGAACUUGGAUUAAAACCAAAAGCUUAUCUUCGACGUUAUGUAUUUACAUCACAAGAUCCAAAAGAUCAACUUUUACUUGGACCUACAUAUGCAACUGCUAAAUUACUUGAUCAAUGUGGUUUAACAUUAAAUGAUAUUGAUGUAUUUGAAUUUCAUGAAGCUUUUGCAGGUCAAAUUUUAGCAAACUUAAAAGCACUUGAUUCGGAUUAUUUUGCUAAAACUUAUCUUAAUCGUUCAUCAAAGGUUGGUGAGAUUCCUCUUGAUAAAUUCAAUAAAUGGGGAGGAUCAUUAAGUAUUGGUCAUCCAUUUGGUGCAACUGGUGUUCGACUUGUAACUACAGCUGCUAAUCGAUUAAUUCGAGAAGAUAAACGUUUAGCUUUAUUAGCUGCUUGUGCGGCUGGUGGUCAAGGUCAUGCAAUGUUAAUCGAACGUUACCAAUAA
Messenger RNA from Rotaria sordida, 1461 nucleotides. The record is from the annotation of a GenBank genome assembly. NCBI's taxonomy places the organism in Eukaryota, Metazoa, Rotifera, Eurotatoria, Philodinida, Philodinidae.